AUGGAGGAUUUCAAAGCGGUCAAGGACAACCUCCAGUCGGCGCUGGUCUCGACAAUAAAAGCCACCAAUAAACUAGCAGCCCAAGAUCUUCCCUUCCAGCGAACGGUGAACUCGGACAUCGACCGUCGUCUCGAUGAAAGCACCAGCCGGAUCCUGGGUCUCGCGACCCAGCUGCUUAAAGCCGCUCCUCGACCGGGCCGUGCGGCGCCGCCGAAGCUCGAAGAAAUUGAGGAUAUUGAUAUGAACUGGCGCCGUAUCGUGGACGUCGUCGAUGCCACUUUCGAACAAGCCGACCUUGCCCUUGACGAGUAUACGGGACUGGUGAAGCGGAAGGAAGCUCCGACUGGUGAUGCCGACAAGGCGCCUCCUGCCAAGAAGCCAAAGUCACUCACUCUGCAACCUAAUCAGCGAAAGGCGAACAUCUCGAAGCCCCAGCUCCUCUUCGAGCGCGCCCCCAAUAACUUCCCCACCGGCCCCUGGAAGCCACUUCUCACAAAGAAACCCCACGCUAUUCAGCCCCUAGAACAGAGCCUUCGUAUUGAUACUGGUGGAGAGUCUAACAACGGGUCCUCAGAAUACAAGCAUCCUUAUGAGACUGAAAUUUGCGAAAUGGACUACCCAGAGCGCGUCUUUGAGAAGGCCGACCCGAUCAAGUACCGGCCUAUGGAGGAGAGCGAGGCUACGUGGGUGGAUACGUACGAGGGGGUACUUGAGAUGUUGGAAGAACUAAAGAAGGCCUCGGAGAUUGCCAUUGACUUGGAGCAUCACGACUACAGGACGUAUCAGGGCCUUACUAGUCUCAUGCAGAUUAGCACAAGGGACCGCGACUGGGUUAUAGAUACGCUGAGGCCAUGGCGACACAGGCUUGAGGUUCUCAAUGAGGUGUUUGCCGAUCCCAAGAUUGUCAAGGUCCUGCAUGGAGCAUUUAUGGACGUCAUCUGGCUGCAGCGAGAUCUUGGCUUGUAUCUGGUGGGGUACUUUGACACGCAUUUUGCGUCCAAGGCACUCAGCUACCAGUCGCAUAGCUUGGCGUUUUUGCUCAAGAAGUUUAUCGACUUUGACGCCGAUAAGAAAUAUCAGCUCGCGGAUUGGCGCAUACGCCCCCUGUCGGAGGAGAUGUUAUUCUACGCUCGUUCUGAUACCCACUUCCUCCUCUACAUCUACGACAUGAUGCGCAACGAGCUGAUCGAAAAGUCGGACAAAAACGAUCCAGAGGCGGACCUACUCGGGGCGGUUCUCCAAAAGUCCCGCGAACAGGCGUUGAGCCGCUACGAGAACCCCGUCUUCAUCGAGGAGACGGGCGGCGGUACCAAGGGCUGGUAUAAUAUGGUUAUCAGGCAGCCCACGCCUCUCAACAGCCAACAGUUCUCCGUGUUCCGCGCGGUAUGGAAAUGGAGAGACGAGUCGGCUCGCCGCAACGACGAAAGCGUCGGCUACGUGCUCCCUACGCAGGGCGUAUGGGAUAUUGCUAAGAUUCUCCCGCCCGAUCUCAAGGCGCUGCACAGCCUUCUACCCCGAUAUGCUUGGCAGGCGAAGGUCGAAGUCAACGACCUUUGGAAGGUGGUGCAGGAGGCGCAAGCCAGGGGCACAGACGGGCCGACUCUGCAGCAGUUCCUGAUAGGCGGUGCUCAGCUGAAGGAUGGAAGCGCGACGCGCGGAGGCAAAGCAUCUGGCGUGGCGCUUGACACCGACUACUCGCUCGACGUUGGAGAUUUGGAGGUCCGUCGCAUGGCGAGGUCACAGCUGUUCGGCGACAUGGAGGUGAGCAGUGUCUGGGAGGAAGGUGCCGGGUCGACGAGGGAUCAGGACGAGUACAUCCAGUUGCCGUGGCAGAGGCUCUAUAGCGCCGAGGAGAUACGCGCAGCAAUGCGAGAAGAUGCGAACGGCGCAACGAAGGAUGGUGCCGAGGUUGCUGUCGAACCUGUUGCGAAGGCAGAAGAGGCGGAGGCGGCCGUUGAGGAUGGCGAGUUUACGCUCAAGGCGGGAUUGAAGCGGAAGAGACAGGCAGACAGCGAGCAGGCCACCACUAGUCAGGCUGAGAAUAGUGCUGAUGAAGAGGAGGAGGAGGACGAUGAGGAUGAAGAGAUGGAUGAGGGGGAGGACGGGGGCGUGCCCGUGACCGAGGGCGAGACCGAGGCUGAGACGCAUUCUCCAUCUUCAUCCAAGGAAGUAUCCUCCUCAGAGGGCCAAGCCGAGAGCACGGAGGAGACAAUCGAAUUGGAGUCGGUGGACAAGGAGAAAUCUGGGGACAAGGAGAAAUCCCGAGACAGCAAGAAAUCUAAGAAGGGGACUUCACGUCGGGAGAAGAAGAAGGCCAAGUUGAAGAGGCAGCGCGAGGCCCAAAAAGCGAAGAAUGGCGCAGGGGCGGAGGAGGAGGUGCAGCCCUUUGAUUACUCCAAGGCCCAGUCUGUGCUGCACGGCAAGCGCGCAGGUCCCCAGCAAGGUGCGGGUGCGGGCGCAAGCGCGGGUCCUGCUAAGGGCAAGGCUUUGUUCGAUCCGUAUGCGAAGACGGGAGAGGAGGGCGUUAAGGGUGCGAGGAAGGCCCCUCCUAUUCACGGUGGAAGGAGUGCUACUUUCAAGAAGUAA
This is a messenger RNA of Scedosporium apiospermum, 2586 nucleotides long. RefSeq lists its product as uncharacterized. Gene Ontology annotation, biological process: nuclear polyadenylation-dependent antisense transcript catabolic process; nuclear polyadenylation-dependent CUT catabolic process; nuclear polyadenylation-dependent snRNA catabolic process. The transcript is spliced from 5 exons. Lineage: Eukaryota; Fungi; Ascomycota; Sordariomycetes; Microascales; Microascaceae. The record is from RefSeq and is a predicted model, not a curated record. Bases 1 to 2586 code for a protein of 861 amino acids. Gene Ontology annotation, cellular component: nuclear exosome (RNase complex); nucleolus. Gene Ontology annotation, molecular function: nucleic acid binding; 3'-5'-RNA exonuclease activity; nucleotide binding.